Saprolegnia parasitica CBS 223.65 is the source of this 227-nucleotide messenger RNA. RefSeq lists its product as hypothetical. The annotation marks the transcript as partial. The transcript has 3 exons. Gene Ontology annotation, molecular function: transcription coregulator activity. The record is from RefSeq and is a predicted model, not a curated record. Lineage: Eukaryota; Oomycota; Saprolegniomycetes; Saprolegniales; Saprolegniaceae. Gene Ontology annotation, biological process: regulation of DNA-templated transcription.
AUGGCGACGCCGGCGACCGCUGCCUGGCGCCUCGAGAUCUCGGAAGAGAUGCGCAAGACGAUGAUCACGGAGAUGUACCACGAGCUCCUGCGCAUCUCGGGCGAGAACGACAAGCAGAAGGUCUGGCGCUCCGCGGCCAAGUUUGAGCUCAUGCUCUGGACGCAGUCGGAAGACAAGACAACGUACUUGACCAAGCUCCAGAAAAAGAUUGCGAGCCUCAAGAAGAA